AUGCUUACACAACAGAAUGAACGGAAAGCAUUUCUUGGAUGGAUGCGAGAGACAGGAAACAUCUUCACAGGCGAUGAAUAUCAGUCACGUUUUGGAAUUUGGCUCUCAAACAAGCGAUUCGUUGAAGAACACAAUCGUGCCAACCUUGGAUUCACCGUUGCACUCAAUAGACUAGCACAUCUCACACCAGCAGAAUACCAUUCACUUCUUGGAUUCCGUAAUAACGGCGCCAACAAUAAAGCUGUAAAAUCUCACUCAAAAGCGAACGAUUGUAUUGAUUGGCGUUCAAAAGGUGUCGUAAAUCCAAUUCAAGAUCAAGGUCAGUGCGGAUCUUGCUGGGCCUUCUCUGCAAUCCAAGCUCAAGAAUCUCAAUACGCGAUUACAUCUGGAGAACUCCAAAAGCUUUCAGAGCAGAACCUUGUUGAUUGCGUUACUACAUGUGAUGGCUGCGAAGGAGGUCUUAUGACAAACGCCUAUGAUUACGUUAUUAAAUAUCAAGACGGCAAGUUCAUGCUUGAAAAUGAUUACCCAUAUACAGCCUAUUACUAUGACUGUCUAUUCGACACAGAUAAAGCUGUUUCUAAUAUUGUUUCAUACAUAAAUGUUGUUGAAGGCGAUGAAAAUGAUCUUGCAACAAAAAUAUCCACAAAUGGCCCAGCUGCUGUAGCAAUCGAUGCUUCACAUUACUCAUUCCAACUCUACUCACAAGGUAUCUACAAUGAGCCAUCAUGCUCCUCUUAUGGCCUCGAUCACGGCGUUGGAUGCGUUGGAUACGGCGCAGAAGGAUCAACGAAGUACUGGAUUGUUCGUAACUCAUGGGGUCUUGGUUGGGGUGAAGAAGGGUACAUCCGGAUGAUUAAGGACAAAGGCAACCAGUGUGGCAUUGCUUCAAUGGCUUGCAUACCAGUUGAUAAAUAA
Messenger RNA from Trichomonas vaginalis G3, 918 nucleotides. Its product is annotated as cysteine-type peptidase protein. The record is from RefSeq and is a predicted model, not a curated record. NCBI's taxonomy places the organism in Eukaryota, Parabasalia, Trichomonadida, Trichomonadidae. Gene Ontology annotation, molecular function: cysteine-type endopeptidase activity. The coding region runs from base 1 to 918 and encodes 305 amino acids. Gene Ontology annotation, cellular component: lysosome. The transcript has a single exon.